AUGGCUUCCGAUCAAGACUCUGAGCAAGACUCUAAAAUUCCUGAAUCACCCAAAACAAAAAUCACAGAUCCCACCCUCAAUCCAAGAGAUCCAUAUUAUCUACAUCCUGGCGAGAAUUCGGGUGCUACGAUCGUCUCUCCUCCUCUUGAUGAUAACAAUUAUCACAAUUGGAGCAUGUCGAUGCGUCGUGCCCUAGCAUCCAAGAACAAGCUCUCUUUCAUCAAUGGGAGAAUCAAGAAACCUUCGCUGAACGAUGCCAAUUAUGAGCUAUGGGAACGCGCAAACAAUAUGGUGUUAUCUUGGAUCAAUCGGACUUUGUCACCUCACAUCGCUCAAAGCACGGUUUACUUUGAUUCCGCCUUCGAGCUAUGGGAGGAUCUUCGUGAAAGAUUCACAAAAGGUAACCACUUCCGUUUUUCUGAUCUUCUCCGUAAAAUACAUUCCAUACAACAGGGAGAUCUCACUUUAUCUGCUUAUUUCACUGCCCUAAAAAUCUUAUGGGAUGAAUUAGAAGACCUUAAGCCUACACUUCUUGCACUUGUCUUAAUCCCUGCACUUGUGACCUAG
This is a messenger RNA of Vicia villosa (hairy vetch), 567 nucleotides long. RefSeq lists its product as uncharacterized. Bases 1 to 567 code for a protein of 188 amino acids. Lineage: Eukaryota; Viridiplantae; Streptophyta; Magnoliopsida; Fabales; Fabaceae. The transcript has a single exon. The record is from RefSeq and is a predicted model, not a curated record.